GCCAUAUAUGUAUAUAUAUAUUGUUAUAUCGUGCGUUUCCUAAAGAUGUGGAGUCUCAAAAAAUCUUAUCUGUGGUAUCUGGACUAUACCCCCACCCUGUUUGUCCCUGUGACCACGUGAUCUGCUUCAUUGUGCCAGAGAUGGUGUUAUUAUUAUAAAAUAGGAUUUUUAAACGGAAUUUUUUCGUGAAUUCGUGAUUGUUUGAUAUUAGUGGAAGUGUGAGAGGAGUCCAGAAGGAGAAAAUGACUGGAGGUCUUUUGAAAAAGGUGAUAGAGUCCAGGGGACUGAUGUCUGGAAUCAUCUCCAGGUGCUACAGUCUGUGGACACCUGAUUACCUAGACGCAAUGAAACCAAAAAUUCCCCAGUAUCCUGUUGUGACGAUCAGGAUGAGGGGAUACGAUUUUCCGAUUCUAGAGAAUUAUCAGAAAUUGGCGCAUAUUAUCGCCGUUAAUAUGGAUUUCGAGGUCGAUAAUAGUUAUGCAUUUCCCGCCAAAGACUCAAAAAUCCUGAGAUUCAAACCUCGAUCGACUGUCGCCGAGGCAGAAUACACCCUCCACUUCUACGAGAGAAACCUCAUCAUCAGUGACUUGUCAUCCCCAAAAUUUCCAGUUUACGUUAGAAUGCUGGAGGCCGCCCUUCCUGAGGGUGUCACCCUGAACGUCCAGGAGUGGUCGGCCCACAGAGAAGAAUUGCGCUUCGUCCCAGACAAACAAUUAAUGGACUUGAAAUCAGAGCUUCAGACCAUGCAGAGGCCCAAAAAAUCAUGAACUUAAGUAGAAAUAGAAAAACAUAAUUUAUAAAAUUCAGAGGUUGAUUAAAAAUUCUGAAAAUUUA
Molecule: messenger RNA, 834 nt
Organism: Diachasmimorpha longicaudata
Lineage: Eukaryota; Metazoa; Arthropoda; Insecta; Hymenoptera; Braconidae
Gene: mRpL48
Exons: 4
Coding region: 243-767 (174 amino acids)
Cellular component (GO): mitochondrial ribosome
Source: RefSeq, a predicted model, not a curated record